UUUCAUUUCUCUGUUUCUGUGUUGCUUAACUUUGUUUGUCCUAAAAUGGAUUUUUCGAAUUCUCUCAAGCCUUUUGCUUUCCUCCUUGUCUGUUUGCUUCUCUGGCAAACUCAAACCGAUGCAGCAACAUGCAGUGAUUGCUUCACUCAAUCAAGGGCAGCUUACUACCCAAACUCUGAAGAGAAUGGAACAGAAACUGGUGCAUGUGAGUUUGGAUCAUUUGGAGCAACAAUCAAUGGUGGAGAUGUAUCAGCUGCAUCUGAUCUCUAUAGAAGUGGAUUAGGUUGUGGUGCCUGCUAUCAGGUGAGAUGCACAAAUGCUAAGUAUUGCUCAGACAAUGGAGUAACUGUAGUCAUCACAGACAGUGGCUCAAGUGAUCACACAGACUUUAUACUGAGCAACCAUGCCUUCAGCAAGAUGGCUCAGACCAAAGAUGCAGCUGCUUCAUUACUAGCCCUUGGUGUUGUUGAUAUUGAAUAUAGACGUGUUUCAUGUAGUUACCCAAACCAUAAUAUUACAAUCAAGAUUGAUGAGAACAGCAACUACCCCUAUUACCUAGCCUUUGUUAUAUGGUAUCAGCAAGGCAACAAGGAUAUCACUGCUGUGCAGCUCUGUGAGACUCAAAAUUAUUCAUGCAAGCUGUUGGAUCGGAGUCAUGGAGCAGUUUGGUCGAUUACCCCGCCGCCAAGCGGGCCGCUGUCAAUAAGGAUGCUUUUAAGUGGCAGUGAUGAAGGAGAUGAGACAUGGGUAGUUCCUGAUAAUAACAUACCACAGGACUGGAAGGCUGGAGCCACAUAUGACACUGGAGUACAAAUAAAUGUAUGAACAAGCGGAAACAAAUAUGGCC
Telopea speciosissima is the source of this 847-nucleotide messenger RNA. Its product is annotated as expansin-like B1. The record is from RefSeq and is a predicted model, not a curated record. Gene Ontology annotation, cellular component: extracellular region. The transcript has 4 exons. NCBI's taxonomy places the organism in Eukaryota, Viridiplantae, Streptophyta, Magnoliopsida, Proteales, Proteaceae. Bases 46 to 825 code for a protein of 259 amino acids.